GUGAAGAAACACAUUAAACAGAUGCAUGACGGAACAGCUGAGGUGAUUACACUGAGUCUGGAAGAAGCCCGCAGAACAAUACACCACUACAAGACUCACAGGCGGCAGAGUCAGCUGCGUCACUCGUUCGGAGGCGGAGGUGGAGGCGGAGGAUCCAGCCUCGAAACGAAAUUCCCAGUUUCUCCACUGCAGUGUGAGUUCAGAGAGACUGCUGAUCGAUCCGAAACCCGCCAGUGGACUCCGCCAUUACUGUUGCCAAAGGCAGUCGAGGACCGUCUCUCCAACCAGGGCACGUACGAACCUGAGGAGGGUGCACUUCCAGCGGAGGCUACAGACAGAGAGCCGACAACUGCCAUGGAGGAUGCCGCGGCGGCUCCAAUGCAAACCUCUCCCGGCUUCCGUUGCAGCACCUGCAGACGUCGACUACCGACCUGGUCGAGUCUUCAUCUGCACACGGUGUUCAAUCACGGCAAUAACAAACGCUCCUACAAGAAAGUCCUGCUCCACAAGGCCCUCUCUUCACCAUUUCCUAUCUACUUGCAGCCGAAGACCUCACCAGAAUCCUCUGCUACGGCGUUUCCCCUCUUCCAACCCAAUCAGCCGAUUCCCACAGACCGGCUAGAUAGGGCUAGCCAACCCGAGCCCAGCAUGGAAGAGACAAAUCCACUGCAAAGACGGAAGGCACAUGCACGACGGUCGCUAGUAUUGCCUAUUAUUGGCAGGCCGUCGCAGCUGAGCCCUCUGCGAAGCAGUGUCCUUGACAACUGCAAGGAGGAGGUCAUUCUUCGACCACCGCAACCACCACAACCGCUGCAGUCGAACUUUGAUUCAGACCCCCACUCCGCUGACAAAGCCUUCGAGCUGGUCAGCCUAUUGGAGCGAGUGUUACAGCUCCUGGAAGGUGCGGGUGCCACUUCCAAUCUCUCGCUUGCCGACCUACAGUCCAGCUGCAACCAGUCCCUCCUAACCUCCCUCAAGGAGCUCGCACGGGAGCAAGCCACGCAGGCAGCCUAUUCAGUGGACAAGGAAGGCAACCUGAGUGGCAGUGAAUGCCAGAACACCUCGAAUGAGGAAAACAGUACGGCUGCGUGUGAAACAAUCCCAAUGAGUGGACCAUCAGAGCGUCUCGUGGAACUAUUGCUGCAGCCCCAAGUUCAGCCACUGAUGACAAAACUGUCCGUUCUCCUCCAAAAGGCGCAGCAUCUUGGCACAACUGCACCAAGCACUGGAAUAUGA
Molecule: messenger RNA, 1236 nt
Organism: Dibothriocephalus latus
Lineage: Eukaryota; Metazoa; Platyhelminthes; Cestoda; Diphyllobothriidea; Diphyllobothriidae
Source: the annotation of a GenBank genome assembly